AUGGUUGAAUUAAAAAACUCCACUUCAGAAAUCACUUUAAACACCGGUGCUAAAAUCCCAGCUUUAGGUCUUGGUACUUGGAGAUCCCUUGAAGGUGAAGCUUAUAAGGCAACUUUACAUGCGAUUAAAGAAUCUGGUUAUUUACAUAUUGAUGGUGCUGCUAUUUAUAAGAAUGAAGAAGAAGUUGGUAAAGCUAUUAGAGAUAGUGGUGUUUCCAGAGAAAAAUUAUUUGUUACUACAAAAUUAUGGGGGACUCAACAUAGAAAUCCUGAACAAGCUUUAGAUCAAUCUUUGAAAAGAUUAGGUUUGGAUUAUGUUGAUUUAUAUUUAAUUCAUUGGCCUGUUGCUUUUAAGACUGAUAAUAUUAAAGAUGGUAAUUUGUUAUCAAUCCCUGAAAAACCAGAUGGCACUAGAGAUAUUGAUUUAGAUGGUUGGAGUUUUAUUAAAUCAUGGGAAUUAUUUCAAGAAUUACCAAAAACUGGUAAGACUAAGGCUGUUGGUGUUUCAAAUUUUUCAAUUAAUAAUUUAAAAGAUUUAUUAAAUGCUCCAACUACCAAGGUUACACCAGCUGUUAAUCAAAUUGAAGUUCAUCCUUUAUUACCACAAACCGAAUUAAUUGAAUUCGCAUUAUCAAAAGGUAUAAUCACUGAAGCUUAUUCUCCAUUAGGUUCAUUAGAUUCACCAUUAUUUACAAAUCAGACAUUAUUAGAAGUUGCUAAAAAUUAUGAUGUUUCAGUUGCUCAACUUUUAAUUAAUUGGGCUUUGAAAAGAGGUUAUGUUGUCUUACCAAAAUCUGUUAACCCUCAAAGAAUUGAUGCUAAUUUCAAAACUUUCCAAUUAAAAGAUGAAGAUUUUAAUAAAGUUAGUGAUUUAGUUAAAUUAGAAGGUGAACAAAGGUUUGUUAAACCUGAUUGGUCACCAUUUAAAGUCUUUGAAUAG
Molecule: messenger RNA, 939 nt
Organism: Hansenula ciferrii
Lineage: Eukaryota; Fungi; Ascomycota; Saccharomycetes; Phaffomycetales; Wickerhamomycetaceae
Exons: 1
Coding region: 1-939 (312 amino acids)
Cellular component (GO): cytosol
Molecular function (GO): aldose reductase (NADPH) activity
Source: RefSeq, a predicted model, not a curated record